Olea europaea var. sylvestris is the source of this 522-nucleotide messenger RNA. Its product is annotated as agamous-like MADS-box protein AGL80. The transcript has 2 exons. The coding region runs from base 1 to 522 and encodes 173 amino acids. Lineage: Eukaryota; Viridiplantae; Streptophyta; Magnoliopsida; Lamiales; Oleaceae. The record is from RefSeq and is a predicted model, not a curated record.
AUGAUAGCCACCUCCGCUGUUAGCCUAGCAACUAGGAUAAACCUCUUAACCCACCUUAUUAAUGCUGUUGGUAAAAUUGAUGACGGGGAGGGUUGCAUUAUAAUAUAUGGUGCCCAUGAACCUCAGCCAACAGUUUGGCCAUCUCCACUUGAUGCUCAGCAAAUUAUUUCCAGAUUUCGGGAACUUCCCGAAAUGGAACAGACCCAGCGACUGUUCAAUCAGGAAUCCUAUAUGAUUCAAAGGGUUCAGAAGUCUCAUAAACAAGCUGAAAAGUUUCAAAGGAUUAACAGAUUAACAGACAUGGAGAUUCAGAUGCACCAGUGCAUGGCUGGUUUGUCGAGUCUGCAAAAUGCCCCUCUAAAUGACAUAACUGAAAUGGGACGUUUGGCUGAGCAAAAUAUGCAGGACAUCAUGGCCCGAAUGGAGGAACUGGAAAAGAACCGGGCUACAACAUUACAAAUGGGUGGGACUAGCUCCAGUCCUCCUAGGGACGAUGCUGCUGGACUCAGCUUUAGGAAUUAA